Cuscuta campestris is the source of this 8724-nucleotide messenger RNA. Lineage: Eukaryota; Viridiplantae; Streptophyta; Magnoliopsida; Solanales; Convolvulaceae. The record is from the annotation of a GenBank genome assembly.
CUAACACCAUCCAUCUCCCGUGUUCACGUGAACAAGAACCCUCUAAAUUUGAAUUAGCCUCGCAGCCCGAGGCUCGUAAAAUUUCUCUAGUCGAUCUACAUUCCAAGUGUUGCGGUUGAAGUCCACAAGAUCCGCAAUUAGCCUUGAAAUAUAUAGCUCCUACAUCAAGAGGCAGAUUAAGUGUGCCACACUACCACCAUUCAAUAACCAAGGGGAUCCCUAAGUAUUAGUAUCAUUUCCAUCUCCAAUUCGGUGAUGCACCCCCCUUUGAAUAAGUUCAUGUGCUGCAAGGAUACUCCUCUAACAAAAGAUAAAAGAAUGUCUCACAUGGACAUCAAGAAAAGAAGAUUGAGGAAAAUAUUUGGCCUUAAAUACAUGUGCCACUAAGAAAUCCCCGUAUGGAUACCCUAGGCUGGGAGGUAUCUGAUAAGUCCAUUUUGUACGCACUUAUCUUCUCUAUAUUUAAUGUGUUGUGGUCCAAUUUUGGAUUAAACAAAUUAAUUUCUCAAUGGUUUUUAUAUCUUUUAUUCAUAAUUGCAAAAGUGUACAAAAGUUAUGUCUUGUUGUAAAAAGAAUAAAAAUUGAGUCAAAAGUGGUACAAAAAGUGUAAAAGAUUAUGCAAAUGGAAUACAACGAAUCAAGGAGACAAAAGAUGGUGAAAAUCCUUGAAGUGAAAAAUGUGCAUUCAAAUGUGGGAGUGCACCCCGUCAAAAGAUUUGAGGUCAAACGGAUUGAAAAAGCACCAAAAAGAAAUUGUUUGGAAAGAACAAGAUUGAAUUGAUUCAAAAUUAAUUUGUUUGACCCAAAUUGGUUCGGAAUUUGAAGUCAGCGCAGAAGGAAAUGUUGUUCAGAAUAAAAUUUUGAGCAAGACUAUAUUUUUAGAAAAUAUUUUCGGACCGGGUCAAAAUCCGACCAACCAGGUGUUGCCACGUGGCGCAACCUGACUGGCCGCCCAAGUGUGGCAGCAAUGUAGCAGCAGGCCAGCAGCAAGUGGGUGGAUCUCCAUGAAUUAAAGAAAAAAGAAAGAAAGAAAGAUAGAAAGGAGUUAGUGGAGUGACGCAUGAAGAAACAAAAGAAAUAUACUCCACUCCCAGUCCCGCUAGGGGUACACCACUUGUGUACCCCAUUUGCACACCAUAUACUCCCCCCUCCCUCUCCCUUACCCCCACCCCCCUCCCCUGUUUUUUUCUUUCUCAUCCAAUUUCCGGUUCUUAUCUCUCCAUCUCUCUCCUUCGGUUUUCUUUUUUCUUUUCAAUUUUUUACAAAUCUGAUUCAUCGGACAUCGCUAAUCCUCUGCAGCACCAUAACUCGCUGCUGCCAUAUGUCUUCCCACCCGCCGUCGCCGCUGCUCUGUGUCCUCCCACCUGCCGUCGCUGCUGCUUUGUGUCUUCCCACCCGCCGCCACCAUUGUUGUGGGUCUUCCAACCCACUACCGUCAUAGUCCAUCAAUGACUCGCCAUGAUUUGGGGUAUAAAAUUCACAAUUUUUAAUUCUAUUACUAUAAUUAUUGAAAAAAUCCUGAAAGAAUUCUUUUUUUAGUAAUAAUGAAAGAAUUUUAUGGAUACAAAGUUAUUAAUUGUGAUUACGGUUGUUUAUGAUUAUUUCCAUAAACAUGUGUUAAUUGUAAGAAUUCUGAUUUUUUCUCUCAUAUUUGCUCACCGCCGAUCCACGUUUCUCGACGUCCACUCUCCGCCGGUCCUCCUUUCUCUCUCGCUGCCCAGAAACUGCACGGAGGAGGCUCUCUGUGACCAUGGCUUAAAGUGAUGUUUAUAUAUUUAGUAACAUGUGGAUGUUAUUAGAGAUGAACAUAUUUUACCAAUCAUUUUGGACCAUACAUGUUCGAAGCGGAAGGACGCCCUAAGUCAACAUACGAGAAAAUUACUCGCAAACAAAAGGUAAACAAGAAAGGGUGAUACAAUGCUUAUAACGAAGAUCCAUGUCAAAUGUCAAACAAUCCUUACGAGCAUUUUGGAGUUGGCACUGGAGAAAAAGAAGUUCCAAAUCAAAGGUCAAGCGAGCCUUCCAAGCGUGUUCGAGUUCCAACGCAAGCAUGGGAAGUCCUAGAUGGGGAUGGGAUUUUUGAACUUACCAAUCUGAACCUUUGUUAAGGCUUUCCAUAAGUUCGAAGCUUAUGGUUCCUAUUUUUUGUGUAUAAAUGAUUAUGCAUUAACUCGUGUACUCAUUAAACCUUCACUAGUCUUCUUAACACUAGUCUUCUUAACACUACAUUAAACCUUUACGACAUGAAAUGUCUCUGACGUUGGUUCCAAAAAGAAAUAAAAAAAUGUUUUUCCUUUUGCUACGCCCGGUUCAAGUGGUUUAAAAAUUUUCAUUUUUCGAUCCCACCCGGCCACCCGUUAACAGACUACGGGAAGCGGAUAAGGAAAGAAGUAUUAAUUGACACGUGGCCAACCCGCAGGCAACGUUUGGUUCACGGCGCGGUCGUUCCGAUCGCCGGCGAUCAGCGAGUGCUCGGUAGGAAUUUGAUCCAUUCAAAGGUGUUUUGUUGAGGAAAUGAGUAGUGCUUUAACUGCUGCAGUCUUCAACUGCAACAAUCAUCAAACAUGGAGAUCAUAUCCCGCUUCUUUUGAUUCCUCGUCCACCGGAACAAUCCGUUUCCCGGCGGCUAAAUCGAGCAGGUUUGUUGUAGUUUCCAGGGCAACUGAUUCUUCUUCUACUCCGGACGGGGAUGGGAAGGAGGAGAAGAAGAGGUGGAAGAGGAGGAGGAGGAGGAAGAAGAUUGCAAUCGAGGAGGGUGAGAAUGAGAAUGAAGUUGUCAGUGUUAGCAGCGAGGAUCAAUUGCCGUCUUCUCCUUCAGUUUCCGUCAUACGGAGGCUCGACGAUGUCAAUCCGGUGGGGUUAGGGCGGCGGUCGCGCCAAAUUUUCGACGAGGUGUGGCGGAAAUUCUCCGUAUUAGGUCAGACUCCGUCGCCUAGUACUCUAGCAGGAGAGGAUGGUCCGAUCAGCAAAUUCGCCAUUCCAUUGGCUCAGAACACCACCGUCCUUGUUGUGGGUGCCACCAGCCGCGUCGGGCGGAUCGUGGUCCGGAAGCUCAUGCUCAGAGGCUACAGAGUCAAGGCUCUGGUGAGGAAAGCAGAUGAAGACGUGAAGGAAAUGCUUCCGAGGUCUGUGGAGGUUGUAGUUGGGGAUGUGGGUGAUCCUUCCGCUCUCAUGAAUGCCGUUCAAGGCUGCAAUAAAAUCAUCUAUUGUGCAACUGCUCGAUCCACCAUCACAGCGGAUCUCAAUAGAGUUGAUUGUCAGGGGGUGUACAACCUUACCAAAGCUCUCCAGGACUAUAAUCACAAGCUUGCACAACUGCGGACAGGGAAAAGCAGCAAAAGCAAGCUUUUAAUCACAAAAUUCAAGUCCAAAAAUUCAUUGAAUGGGUGGGAAGUCCGUACGGGGACAUAUUUCAAAGAUGCAGUUGCUACUAAAUAUGAUGGAGGGAUGGAUGCAAAGUUUGAGUUUACUGACACAGGAGAAGCUGUUUUUUCAGGGUAUGUUUUUACAAGAGGAGGGUAUGUUGAAUUGUCAAAAAGGCUUUCACUUCCUUUGGGGUACACACUUGACAGGUAUGAGGGCCUAGUGUUCUCUGUUGGCGGGAAUGGGCGGCCGUACAUUUUAAUUCUUGAAGCUGGUCCUUCAGCAGAUACAAUUCAAAGCAAAAUCUAUUUUACAAGAAUCAACACAAAAGCAGGGUUUUGCAGGGUGAGAGUUCCAUUUUCUUCCUUCCGUCCUCUGAAACCAGAUGAUCCACCAUUGGAUCCAUUCCUUGUACAUACAUUAACUAUUCGUUUUGAGCCAAAAAAGCAGAGACAACAUGAAGGAUCUAAUGUGGCGAAACAAGACUUGAGAUGCUUUCAAUUAAUUUUGGAAUAUAUUAAGGCUUUGCCUAGUGGACAAGAAACAGAUUUUGUAUUAGUUUCAUGUACAGGAUUGGGAGUAGAACCUGCUAGGAGGGAGCAGGUUCUGAAAGCCAAGAGGGCUGGAGAAGAAUCAUUGAGAAGGUCAGGCCUUGGAUAUACAAUAAUCCGUCCUGGUCCCUUAAUGGAAGAACCUGGUGGCCAGCGUGCUCUUGUAUUUGACCAAGGAAACAGAAUAUCCCAGGCUAUCAGCUGUGCUGACGUGGCAGAUAUCUGUGUGAAGGCGUUGCAUGACUCAACAGCCCGGAACAAAAGUUUCGAUGUAUGUCAUGAAUAUGUGUCUGAAUCUGGGAAGGAGCUUUAUGAGCUGGAUGGGCCUCAUAAGUAUUUAAGUACUACAGUAUUUGAAAAUUGCUCCAUUGAAGUGCUGAGAGAUUUUUACAUGGAUAAUGAUUUCCGGAAAACAUGGGAUAAAACCUUAGCAAUGCAUGGUCAGUUACAAGUGGACAAAGACAGUGGGACUGAAAUUGGCUGGAUGGUAAAGAAGUUCCCCCUCAUGACUCCUAGAGAGUACGUAUUAGCUUGGAAAAUCUGGGAAGGCAGUGAUGGAUCAUUCUACUGUUUUUGCAAGGAGUGUGAACAUCCUCUAGUCCAUAGACAGAAGAAGUAUGUGCGGGUUGCACUAUACAGAUCUGGCUGGAGAAUCAAGGCAGGCAGAAACUCACUUUCCAUGGAAUCUCAAUUCUCGCCCAUGGAAUUGGAUUCCCUCAUUUAUAUUGAAACUAAGGUUUCUGGUACGAACAAUGCCUGUGAGAUCAAAAUGGUUUACCAAGAAGAUUCUGGCAUGAAUGUUGAAAUGGCAAAGCUGGUUUUUGCAAAGGGCAUAUGGAGUUAUAUUUGCAAGAUGCACACUGCACUUCGCAAAUACUCAACAGUAGACCGUUCUCGACUAACUUCAGGCGCGAGUGCAGUCACUUUAAUUCAGAAGGUCCCAACCGAAUUGGAAGCUAAUAGCAGCACAGCCAACACAAUUCAAGCAGGAACCUCCACAAGUAGGGACCACCUCCAUCCCGUAUUGCCACCCCAUGAAACCUUCACAAAGAAGGUGACAAUUUCUGCCCUCAAUGUGCUGUACCAGAGCUUGGAUUCUUCAUCCAGAGAAAACCUAGAUGCGUGGACGUCAAAUGGUGGAGAUCCUUGUGGGGAUUCUUGGAAGGGUAUCUCGUGUUCAGGCUCAGACGUAACUGAAAUUGAUUUAUCUGAGAUGGAUCUAUCUGGAUCACUGGGCUAUGCCCUUGAUAAGAUGGACAAAGUCACCUACUUAGACCUUUCAAGCAAUAAAUUUACAGGAAGUGUGCCUUAUUCAAUUUCUCAGAUGUCUGACCUCACUUACUUGGAUCUUUCCUUCAAUUCAUUGUCUGGUGCUUUGCCGCAGAGCUUCAAGUCCCUCUCAAGCCUCAACGUAUUGUUGUUACAGAACAACAAAUUUACCGGGUCAAUAAAUGUUCUUGCUGAACUCCCUCUUCAAGAUCUGACCGGAGGCAAUUCUUGGUCUUCUGGACCAGCUCCUCCACCACCUCCUGGGCAGAAACUAGACAAGGAAUCAAAGGAGAAGGAGAGAUCUGGCUUGAGUGGAAUGGCAGUUGCCGGGAUAAUUAUGGGUGUUUUGCUGUUUAUUAGCAUUAUAAUUGCUCUAUUUUCUAAAAGAUCUUCACCAACUUCCAUACAUUAUUUUGAAGAUGAUAAGCUUAGCCAACACGGGCCAAUUUCUCCACUUUCAUCUCAGGAAUCAUCCAUUAACAUGUUCCCUGAUAUGCACAAGGGAUUCAGAGAAAUUAGAUCUUCAAAUGCUUCAUCCACGAUCUCAGUAAAAACUUCACAAACGUCUGCUUCAAUGGGCCGUAAGCCUUCAGAUCACCUCAAGUCUUUCAACGGCAAGGAGUUGCCUGACCUUUUGAAUGUUGAAAUAGGUGGUUCAGUUCAGGCCACAUAUUAUUCUUUGGCCGAUUUGCAAAGUGUCACCGGAAAUUUUGCAAGUGGCCGUCUUCUUGGGGAGGGAUCAAUUGGUAGAGUAUACAGGGCAAAGUUUCGAGACGGGAGGGUUCUGGCAGUAAAGAAGAUAGACUCAUCUCAUUUUAGAGGUGGUAGGGGUGCAGAUUUCUCAGAAAUAGUUGCAAACAUCUCCAAGCUUCACCAUCCAAAUAUUGCUGAAACUGUUGGUUACUGCUCAGAACAGGGACAAAACAUGUUGCUCUAUGACUAUUUUAGGAAUGGUUCGCUUCACGAAUUCCUACACUUGUCGGAUGACUUCAGCAAACCACUUACCUGGAACACAAGAGUCAGAAUUGCUUUAGGCACAGCUCGUGCUGUCGAGUUUCUGCAUGAGGUUUGCUCACCUCCCUGCAUUCACAAGGGCAUAAAGUCGUCAAAUAUUUUGCUUGACACUGAACUAAAUCCUCAUCUCUCUGAAUGUGGCAUGGAAACCCUGUAUGAGGUAUACUCCGGGAAGCGGAUAAGGAAAGAAGUAUUAAUUGACACGUGGCCAACCCGCAGGCAACGUUUGGUUCACGGCGCGGUCGUUCCGAUCGCCGGCGAUCAGCGAGUGCUCGGUAGGAAUUUGAUCCAUUCAAAGGUGUUGAUUGUUGAGGAAAUGAGUAGUGCUUUAACUGCUGCAGUCUUCAGCUGCAACAAUCAUCAAACAUGGAUAUCAUAUCCCGCUUCUUUUGAUUCCUCGUCCACCGGAACAAUCCGUUUCCCGGCGGCUAAAUUGAGCAGGUUUGUUGUAGUUUCUAGGGCAACUGAUUCUUCUUCUACUCCGGACGGGGAUGGGAAGGAGGAGAAGAAGAGGUGGAAGAGGAGGAGGAGGAGGAAGAAGAAGAUUGCAAUCGAGGAGGGUGAGAAUGAGAAUGAAGUUGUCAGUGUUAGCAGCGAGGAUCAAUCGCCGUCUUCUCCUUCAGUUUCCGUCAUACGGAGGCUCGACGAUGUCAAUCCGGUGGGGUUAGGGCGUCGGUCGCGCCAAAUUUUCGACGAGGUGUGGCGGAAAUUCUCCGGAUUAGGUCAGACUCCGUCGCCUAGUAUUCUAGCAGGAGAGGAUGGGCCGAUCAGCAAAUUCGCCAUUCCAUUGGCUCAGAACACCACCGUCCUUGUUGUCGGGGCCACCAGCCGCGUCGGCCGGAUCGUGGUCCGGAAGCUCAUGCUCAGGGGCUACAGAGUCAAGGCUCUGGUGAGGAAAGCAGAUGAAGUUGUGAAGGAAAUGCUUCCGAGGUCUGUGGAGGUUGUAGUUGGGGAUGUGGGCGAUCCUUCCGCUCUCAUGAAUGCCGUCCAAGGCUGCAAUAAAAUCAUCUAUUGUGCAACUGCUCGAUCCACCAUCACAGCGGAUCUCAAUAGAGUUGAUUGUCAGGGGGUGUACAACCUUACCAAAGCUCUCCAGGACUAUAAUCACAAGCUUGCACAACUGCGGGCAGGGAAAAGCAGCAAAAGCAAGCUUUUAAUCACAAAAUUCAAGUCCAAAAAUUCAUUGAAUGGGUGGGAAGUACGCGCGGGGACAUAUUUCAAAGAUGCAGUUGCUACUAAAUAUGAUGGAGGGAUGGAUGCAAAAUUCGAGUUUACUGACACAGGAGAAGCUGUUUUUUCAGGGUAUGUUUUUACAAGAGGAGGGUAUGUUGAAUUGUCAAAAAGGCUUUCACUUCCUUUGGGGUACACACUUGACAGGUAUGAGGGCCUAGUGCUCUCUGUUGGCGGGAAUGGGCGGCCGUACAUUUUAAUUCUUGAAGCUGGUCCUUCAGCAGAUACAACUCAAAGCAAAAUCUAUUUUACAAGAAUCAACACAAAAGCAGGGUUUUGCAGGGUGAGAGUUCCAUUUUCUUCCUUCCGUCCUCUGAAACCAGAUGAUCCACCAUUGGAUCCAUUCCUUGUACAUACAUUAACUAUUCGUUUUGAGCCAAAAAAGCAGAGACAACAUGAAGGAUCUAAUGUGGCGAAACAAGACUUGAGAUGCUUUCAAUUAAUUUUGGAAUAUAUUAAGGCUUUGCCUAGUGGACAAGAAACAGAUUUUGUAUUAGUUUCAUGUACAGGAUUGGGAGUAGAACCUGCUAGGAGGGAGCAGGUUCUGAAAGCCAAGAGGGCUGGAGAAGAAUCAUUGAGAAGGUCAGGCCUUGGAUAUACAAUAAUUCGUCCUGGUCCCUUAAUGGAAGAACCUGGUGGCCAGCGUGCUCUUGUAUUUGACCAAGGAAACAGAAUAUCCCAGGCUAUCAGCUGUGCUGACGUGGCAGAUAUCUGUGUGAAGGCGUUGCAUGACUCAACAGCCCAGAAUAAAAGUUUCGAUGUAUGUUAUGAAUAUGUGUCUGAAUCUGGGAAGGAGCUUUAUGAGCUGGUUGCACAUUUACCUGAUAUAGCUAACAACUACUUAACUCCAGCACUCUCAGUCCUUGAGAAAAACACCUGAUUAUUUGAACAUUUCUCUUCCACGAAAAGUUUUUCAACUACAUCCCCCGCCCGGAGCUAGAGGGCAGCCAACCGGGGUUCUACCCACUAUUUUGUUGCACUGAUUUUUCAAACAUUGGAAAAUUUGACGUUUCCUCAUUCGUUACCCGUCCCCAUGUCAGUGCUGAACUUAGCUGCCCAGCCAAGUUUCACAAGAAAACUACUUUUUAUCGCGGUGAAAAAGUUUUACUGCUUGUACAAAAAGUACUGGUAUAUGAAUGAAUUGUUUCCUCGCCCCACCAUAGAUUUGAAUUUUUUGAAAUUGUGCAUAUACUGUCGUUGCAGUAUUCUUCACAUGGUGUGCCGUGUGCAUAGACACAACGUUUGUCCCAGUUUGCACUUGAAAAGCAAUAACCUUUAAGAAAAAUUAAUCCCAGUU